Molecule: messenger RNA, 366 nt
Organism: Heterostelium album PN500
Lineage: Eukaryota; Evosea; Eumycetozoa; Acytosteliales; Acytosteliaceae
Gene: acn9
Product: succinate dehydrogenase assembly factor 3
Exons: 1
Coding region: 1-366 (121 amino acids)
Biological process (GO): mitochondrial respiratory chain complex II assembly; succinate metabolic process
Cellular component (GO): mitochondrial intermembrane space; mitochondrion
Source: RefSeq, a predicted model, not a curated record
AUGAAUUCAAAGACGAAAUAUCUACAAUUAUAUAGAAAUAUAUUAAGAUGUCAUAGAUUCUUACAGGAACCAAUGAGAUCGAUGGGUGAUCAAUAUGUAAAGACAGAGUGGCGACUUCACAAGAAUGUCGAUCAGAGAAUUGCAACCAUUUUCUAUAAGAAGUGGGAUGAAUAUCUGCAGUAUAUUAUCAAUCAAAGAGAGCAAACCAUUCAAGAUGUGGCAAGUGGUAGAGCCGAACCAACUGGAACUGACAUGUCAAUCGGUAGAGAUCUAUCAUCAUUGGAAUCACACAAACUUUCAAACUCACAAAAAGAUCAACUAAAGAAAUUAAGAGAAGAAGUAGAAGCUCUAAAUAAAAAUCAAUAA